Molecule: messenger RNA, 1497 nt
Organism: Enterobius vermicularis (human pinworm)
Lineage: Eukaryota; Metazoa; Nematoda; Chromadorea; Rhabditida; Oxyuridae
Source: the annotation of a GenBank genome assembly
AUGGAUAAAGUCUUAAGAUUCGUUAUGAAGUCUGAUGAUGACAAAGAGAAAGUGGUGGAAAAUGUGGAAAAUGAGGAUGAUAACGAGCCACUAUCGGGAAUCAGUAAUGACUCUAAUUCACUACGAGGGGUUUCUUCGCUGAAAAGAAGGCGGGAGGAAAGCGAGCCAAUUCCACUGAGCAAAAAUGAAGAGCAGGAAACCUUACCAAGAUGGGUUGCAGGCGCGUCUCCUGCAAAAUUUGUUACACUCGAUGAACUUAUGGACAUGUCUUCUGCUAUGGAGAAUAUGGCUCUAGUGCACGAAAUAGCUGUAAAUCCAGAUUUUGCAAUUCCUGAAACUUCUAAUAACCCACUUGAAAGAGCAGUCAAGGACUGUGUUCAUAAAAUAUACUGGGAAAAAAUGGCUGAAGAUUUGGCAAAGGAUCCACCGGACUACAGUAAGGCAUUCUCGACACUGCUGGACGUGAAACAACUGAGCGUAUUCGAAUUUCAGAUGAUAAUGGACCUACUGACUCCUCAACACGUACGUUUGAAAAUGGAAAUUGACUCGCGUCUUGACGAACAGAUCUUGCGACAGCAAGUGGAUAAAGACUGCCUGGACUGGCCCCGCUUGUCAGAAUAUAUAAUUGAUCUCUUAGCACGUCUCUGCGCACCGGUGCGAGAUGAAAUGGUAUCUAAACUCAGGGAGAAGACAGAUAUUGUGGAUAUUUUGAGAGGUGUUUGUGAGCUUCUGGAAGUAAUGAAAGUUGACAUGGCCAACUUUGAAGUUAGACAGAGCAGGCCGAUCAUUGAAGAGCACUCUGCUGUUUACGAAAGGAAUCAGUUUUUCAAAAUCCUUAAAAGCGAUCCAGAUUUGGAACUGCCGGUACUGAAUUGGCUUAAACGUCAUGUAAGCGAUAUCGCGAAAUCCACUUCUGCAGCUGAUUUGUCUGGGCCAGUCAUUAAACGAAGGUUUGAGAUUGAUCGGGCCAGAUUUGAGCAACUCGGUGCGAAAUACCUACAACUCAUCGUGUGUACUGCAUGCGUCCUCGUCACAUGUAUUUCAGCUGGCCAGGAUGUUAUAGAUAUUCCUCAGUUUAAGCAGGAUCUAAAAGACGAAUUGAUCGCUAUUACCGAAGAUAUCAGUGUAAAAAACCUCAAAGAUCGAUUGGAGGCCAUGUACGUCCAUUGUAAUGCAAAACUAAAGAAAAUAUAUGAAGCUAAAGAAUCACUUGUUUGGACAGCUGGGAGUUCUGACGGUUUAAGGCUGCAGAUAAUGUCACUUGAAGAUGAAAAACAACCUGUUCGUAGCCUUAUGAGAGAAAGGAUACGUGGCUUUAUGCUAUCAAUGUUGAAGUGUAGUGGGCAGUCAAGUAAACAAAAAUUACCAGCUGGCGUUUCGGUGGUUAAAACUGAGUUGAACAUGAUUACGGCCGCCUUUGUUCGUCUGGCUUCUCACAACAGAAAGACUUUUGGGGUUUAUUAUGGCGAUCUCAUCAAAAAACUAAUGUCUGUAUAA